CCUCUACUCCAAUCAACACUAUUCCUGGAUCUUCAGGAAAUGAGGCAAAAUAAUUAAAGGCGGAGCCAGACCUUCCCAGGGUCAAACUUGGUUCCAGGGCAGUGAAAACACCUAAAGACAAAACUAUAAGGGAUUGUGACAGAUUAGCAGCAUACUGCCUCCGCAAGGAGCAUGUGCUCAAGCUGACAUGGAUACCAUCUUGGUUUUCAGCCUGAUCAUUACAUCCUAUGACGCCAACAAGAAAGAACUCAGAGACAGCAGCUGCCAAGUGGAACAGCUGCCUGGGCUCUUCCCGAAGGGUGUGAGAAGUGUCAGGGAUAUGCUAAUACCAGCUCAGGCAGAAGCCAAAAGGUCCCCUUUCAUCCAAAAUCUAACUGUGGCUGCCCUGCAGUGCCUCGGCUCUGGGAGCAAAGUGAAAGUCAACCUUGUAUAUUCGGAGAAAAGGCCAAAGGUCAAGCAUACUCUGAAGAACCUGAGAGUCAUUUCUGCUCCCCACAGAAACAGCACUGCCUCCCCAAGCUGUCACCUAACCCCCACAUCCAAGUUGCAGACUGGAUCCCUUCUAACAGGCAAAGCUUUUUUACCAGGGAUCUUCCAAUGUAAGGUCUAUCCAGUGAUGGGGGCUUCAUCAGAGACUGUUCCCACCAUCAGCACCUCCAUAACUCCUGGGAAUCUAGGAGGAGAGAAAACCACACGGAAUGAUGAUUUUUCUAGCCCUUUGAAGCAACAAGACACAGAUGAGAACCUACAGACGAGGCAGAAAUGGAGCAUUGUGGUCAAAAUUCUGCUUGCUGUCAUUCUGUUGCUCAGUGGAGUCAUCAUUACAGUGUUUGUCAUUUUUGAAGUCCCAUGCCCUAGUCAAUGCCUGAGAGCCAGAAAGCUAUGCCAACGCUGGUGGUUGUGGAGAAGGCAAAGGAAGGAAGGCCAGCAGCAACCCGAGGCGGCUGGGUCCCAGCCUGAGUCUCAGACGGAGAAGGAAAGUGUUCUCUGUAUGGUUGGACAAAAUGCUCUCAACUCAAGCUCAAAGAAAGCCGCAGGGAUCACUAUUAUCUGCCAGACAUACUUCUGAGGAGUUCUGCUCUGCUUCACAUGCUGAAUGAAGGAUACUCCAGGACGGUCUUCUCCCUGUUAUUAAUCAAUAUGGGCAGAUUACAGCAGGCACAUUACAAACAGUAAUGCCAGGCCAAUGAAGGGGGAGCCUCUGCUUAGCAGGUACCCUCAUGCCAUUGGUACUGACUGAGUCACACGCCUCUGAGAUUCACUUUGUACUUCCACAAAAAACCGGUAUCUUCUCAUCCCAUCAAAUGAAGGCAGAAAGUCUUUCCUCUCGACACUGUGAAUGACCUACUGCUCUUUUGAACAAAAGGUUGAAAUGCAUCUUCCAAGGAACUGGACAUGGGCAGAGCAGCCACGACUGUGGCCCAGUUCACCAGCUCCUGUGAUCAUCACAGCUGACUUCAUGCUCACUGGCUCUCAGCUGGCUUAGGGGAGGGCUUCUGCUUUCCCAGGCCGACAGCCAUAGAGGUUUAUGAUUUAGUCUCUGUCUUAUAUUCAUUUUUGCUCCAAAAGACGCAUGAGAGCUGAUGGUCCGGCUAGGUCUUCUUUUCGGGGAAGCACGGUACCCACACACUGGUGAAGGGAGCCGACCUGAAGCAUUCCAGAAGUCCUCCACAGAAGUCAUCCCCCAGGGCUCAGGGACUGCGUACCAACAGUGAGGUCUCCUGAUAACACAGGAUUCCUAAAGUGGGUCUGACACUAUAUCCUACCGUGAUGGUGAGCUGCAUACAUACUGAACAAGGGUCCAGAACAAAAUGACUACGACGAUCUUUCUCAGGGAGGCACAGAUAUGUCAAGUCUGACCUGCUUAAGUAAGUUUGGUGAGAAAGUGGACGGAGCUGAUAUUAAAGCAGCAUUUAGGGAAGAAAGGAAUGGCAGGAGGAUAAGGGUGUUGUCCUGCUUUUCAUAAAAGGCUGAAACCACUCCAUUUUGUUUUGGUGAAAUGUGCCUGUUGCUAAGUAAUUCUGUUUUCUUAGCUCUCUGGUGAAAACCAUAUACAAAUUGUAGCCUUCUUUCUUUCACUUCAAGUAUUGCCCAAAAAAGUGAUUCUCAAAACUAUACCAACGGUGGAAUAUAUCUUGCCCCAAACCCUGAUUUAAUAUUCAAGCUCAGCCUGGAAGAGAUGGAACAGAUACAAAACAUGGAUGAUGGUAGUUUUCAAGGAAGUCCUCUAGAAUCCUCUAGGGAUUCUAAAGUUCCACAGCCCUUUAAAAUAGAGUAGGUAAUGAUCACAGGGUACUGGGGCUGGCAUUUGGAUAAAUGCGUCUUUUAUUUGCACCCUUCCACUGACUCACACCACCACCUCCAGUUUAUCCUGCCAUCUAUGGCUCACUCUGACCAUGAAAUAAGGGGGGAAAGAGCUUGCUCCUUCCCAACACUGUUAAGGAGAAUUAUGAAAAGCAUUCUGUACUUAGAAGCUCUUGUGCUACGACUGAUGCUUACAUUCGUCCUCAGCUUCCCCGGCCUCACCCACCACAGAAUGUCCUUUAAUCCAGGAACAUGAGAUUUCCCAGCAGAUGAAACCUGGGCAAAGCCUACAUUCAUUAACGUUUCUGCAAAAGUAUAACUUGGGUAACAUUUUUAGUGACUUUCUUUACAGAAACUCACUGAAAGGAUCAAAAUUGUUUAUUUUGCUUUGGAGACAACUUGUUUCCCUUGCCACAAAGCAAGGUCCCUCUGAGGAUUUUUGGACUCCCCUAAUCAGUUAACCAUUUUGAAUUCCAUAGUCUCUUACCAGCGGAGACCUGUGAUAACUAAGAGAUGGAAGAGAUGAUAGCAGAAGAGAAGGGAGAACUUCCGUGCGGACUUUGGGAUAGGCACUUUACUCUGCAGAUCACUUCAGAGUAAACUGAAGUGGGCACAAUUCUCCGUCACCACUACAGAAUAAAUUAUAGUCUCAACUUGAUGAAACACUGUUUCUGUGGAGUGCCAUUAUUCCCCUAGGAAGUGUUUAGUCGGUUUUUACUGCAAAUUCUUUCUCAUUAAGUUACCACACUUGAUUUUUCGAUUAUUAAAGUGCAUUCUCAUUAUUAACAAUUUUUAGAAAAUACUGGAAAAUAUAAGGAAUAAAAAAAAGAAAAAAUGUUAU
Messenger RNA from Rhinolophus ferrumequinum (greater horseshoe bat), 3145 nucleotides. It is a transcript of the gene C21H17orf78, whose product is annotated as chromosome 21 C17orf78 homolog. The coding region runs from base 188 to 1069 and encodes 293 amino acids. The record is from RefSeq and is a predicted model, not a curated record. Lineage: Eukaryota; Metazoa; Chordata; Mammalia; Chiroptera; Rhinolophidae. The transcript is spliced from 7 exons.